Pristis pectinata (smalltooth sawfish) is the source of this 6783-nucleotide messenger RNA. RefSeq names its product kelch-like family member 17 (gene klhl17). Bases 392 to 2164 code for a protein of 590 amino acids. The transcript is spliced from 13 exons. NCBI's taxonomy places the organism in Eukaryota, Metazoa, Chordata, Chondrichthyes, Rhinopristiformes, Pristidae. Gene Ontology annotation, molecular function: protein binding. The record is from RefSeq and is a predicted model, not a curated record.
GUCUCUGGGUCGUGGAGCGGGAUAAGGGAUUCUCUUCAUACUGAGAAGGUUUUGCUUUCAGGACAAGACUCCGUCCCUGCCUCACCUCAGAGUCUCGAACCUCUGGAGAAAGGGAAGCGGAAACCUCAGCUUCUGAUUUUAUUUUGGACGGUCGGGGUGAGGUUAUACCCUGCCAGUAACGGGUACAUACGAUGACGCGUUCUGUGAUGGACAGAACGAGCAGCCAAUCGCAAUCUUAGUGAGACCUUGAUUGACGUCAUUGCACCAAUCAACAUCAAGGAGGACGGGCUCUUGGUGUGAUAAGUGGAUACAUUGUGAAUGAUCCUCUGGUAGCUGGUCUUCGCAGAGAGUGAAGCCAACGAAGGAAGGUGGGUCAGAGCGCAGUCCCGUGAUGGAGGGCGGAAUGCAGUUACUGAACCGCGAUGGACACAGCAUCUCGCACAACUCCAAGCGGCACUACCACGACGCCUUCGUCUCCAUGAACCGGAUGCGGCAGCGGGGACUGCUGUGUGAUAUCGUGCUGCACGUGGGGAACAAGGAGAUCAAGGCACACAAACUGGUGCUCGCUUCCUGCAGCCCUUACUUCCAUGCUAUGUUUACCAAUGAGAUGAGUGAGAGUCGUCAAACGCACGUGACGUUACAUGACAUUGACCCUCAAGCCUUAGAGCAGCUCAUCCAAUAUGCCUACACUGCCGAGAUUGUGGUAGGAGAGGGAAAUGUGCAGACACUGCUUCCUGCGGCAAGCCUGCUUCAGCUGAACGGGGUUCGGGAUGCCUGUUGCAAAUUCCUGCUGAGCCAGCUCGAUCCAUCCAACUGUUUAGGAAUCCGGGGAUUUGCUGACACACAUUCCUGCAGCGAUCUGCUGAAGUCCGCACACAAGUAUGUGCUGCAGCACUUUGUGGAGGUUUCCAAGACUGAGGAGUUCAUGCUGUUACCACUUAAACAGGUGCUUGAUCUUAUUUCCAGUGACAACCUGAAUGUCCCAUCAGAAGAAGAGGUCUACAGGGCUGUGCUGAGUUGGGUCAAACAUGAUGUGGACACCAGGCGCCAGCAUGUCCCUCGACUGAUGAAGUGUGUGCGCCUGCCUCUCUUGACCCGGGAUUUUCUGAUGAGCAAUGUCGACACCGAACUCCUGGUCAGACACCACUCCGAGUGCAAAGACCUCCUCAUCGAGGCUCUGAAAUAUCACCUCAUGCCUGAGCAGCGUGGAGUCCUCAGCAAUACCAGAACCAGACCUCGUCACUGCGAAGGUGCUAGCCCCGUUCUGUUCGCAGUCGGUGGGGGCAGCCUGUUCGCCAUCCACGGAGAUUGUGAAGCCUACGAUACGAGGACGGACCGGUGGCACAUGGUGGCUUCGAUGUCCACCCGGCGAGCGCGGGUUGGCGUGGCAGCGAUUGGUAACGGGCUGUACGCAGUAGGGGGGUACGAUGGCACUUCUGACUUGUCGACUGUUGAGUCCUACGAUCCGGUCACCAAUUCCUGGCAACCGGAGGUAGCCAUGGGAACCAGACGGAGCUGCCUUGGUGUGGCAGUACUGCAUGGCUUGCUUUAUGCAGCAGGUGGUUACGAUGGCGCAUCGUGUUUAAACAGUGCGGAGAGGUUCGACCCACUGACAGGAUCCUGGUCGUCUGUUGCUGCCAUGAACACAAGGAGACGAUACGUCAGAAUUGCAACAUUAGAUGGAAAUCUCUACGCUGUUGGUGGAUAUGACAGCUCCUCACACCUAGCAACGGUGGAAAAAUAUGAUCCUCAGACCAACACUUGGACCACCAUCGCCAACAUGCUGAGCCGCCGGAGUAGUGCUGGCGUGGCGGUGUUGGAAGGGAUGCUGUACGUCGCUGGUGGUAACGAUGGGACCAGCUGCCUUAACUCCGUGGAAAGAUACAACCCAAAAACCAACACUUGGGAGAGCGUGGCACCUAUGAACAUCAGGCGGAGCACGCAUGACCUCGUUGCGAUGGACGGAUGGCUUUACGCGGUCGGUGGGAAUGACGGGAGCUCAAGCCUUAAUUCCAUUGAAAAAUACAACCCUCGCACCAACAAGUGGGUGGCGGCCUCGUGCAUGUUCACCCGGCGGAGCAGCGUGGGGGUUGCUGUACUCGAACUGCUCAACUUCCCCCCUCCAUCUUCUCCCACCCUCUCAGUUUCUUCCACCAGCCUCUAACGCUGGAGCCAAAAGCCAGGCAUUACCUCAGUAUGAACACGCAGUCCUUCUCGAAGUAGCCAGCUGCCGCCACGUGACUUGUAAGGAGGCUGGCUCUGGUGCAGGUUACCUUGGAUACCAUCAGCAUCAACAAAACUACAUCUCGAGCAUCAGAAAGCGGGCCCACACCUCUGCCACUAUUGUAGCAUCAGAUGGAGGGAGACACUACUGCCACAAUCUGAUCACGCAACGUAAAAGGGUGUUUACUUCAAGGCGAUUGGGGUCAGUUCUGGAACCCCCGGAUUUCAGACGGGAUUUGGAUUCAGCUCCGGAGGUUGGGAACCGAUGCGAUUGCCGGCAGUCUCACUGGAAGUUUUAGCGAAUGCCCGAGUGGCUCCAUCAGUAAAGCCCCCAAACACGGGCUGUGUUAUUUUCAGAGCUGGAUUCUACGUCUGAGGUCGGUACCUUCAUGGCAUGUUGCACGAUUAUUUAAUUUCAAAGAAAAUCAACGAUAGCCCACACAAGUGACAAAAAAUGUACUGGUUACUGAGUGCAGUGGUGGCCACCAAACUCCUUUAUAAUGACUUUCUUAACACUGCUAAGUUAUUUUCAGAGCUAUGUAGCAUUACUGAUUAUACCACAUAUCAGCUCCUUUGUAAUGACCUUUCUAAACCAGAUUAAGACAGGAGGGGUGCAGAAGGAUAGACUAUUAUUCUAUGUCUUUUGGUUUCAAACAUCUAAAAUAAUGCAGAAAUAAGCUGACAUACCUUGUAUGAUUUUGGUAUUGAUAUUCACCAGUGGGUUCUCUCAGUGUAUCGCUCCAUACGUUAAUGUUGACAAGAGGAAAGAAGACUGUUUAAUUUUUAUCUUUUUAAGUGGGAAGUAUGUUGGCUUGUAUGCAUUUCCCUUCCCGUUUCACAAACGUGAGUUUAUUUUAAGUCGUCGUCUUCCUCUGGUCGUCCCGUCAUUUGUUAAAGAGACAGGUAGAGGCAAUUGUUGAUUGUGAACCUUAUUAAGAAAGCAAGGAUUGGGGAUAAUCCACUGAACUUGAUAUCUUCAUUCAUUUCUCUCAGGAGAUGCAGAAAAGUUGUGGAAAAUUAACCAGUGUCAUGUUGUUUACAAUUUUAUUUAAAGUUUGUCCUUUGAUUUUAUUCCUCCUCUCCAGAAAGUGAAUUGCAAUUAGUUUUUCCAGCACUGUUGCAACGUUACCCCUCUCUGUAGGUCAUGUACCACUUGGUCCCUUAUCUCCUGGAUAGCGUGUGCUUUAUCAGACAGGUACAUCUCAUCACUCAAGCCCUCAACACCAAAACCAUGUUUUACAUAAAGGUAUACUGUGGACAUUGAAGUCUAAACUGGACAGUAGUGAAUGUUGGAAAUACUCAGCGGGUCAGGCAGCAUCAGGGGAGAGAGAAACCUUUCAUUAUGUUGCUUUAUGCUAUCUGCUAUGGUUCUGAUCUUUCAAAGCUUCAAUGAUUGUGUGAGUUAACGCAGAAAGAGGCAGGCAUUGACCGCCUGCUUUUCUCCACGGAUGCUGCCUGGCCUGCUGAGUUCCUCCAGCAUCAUUGUGUUUUUCAUCUAGAAUCCAGCACCUGCAGGACUUUGUUUCUCCAGAAAGAGGCAGGUUUGGGUCCUGGUCUGUUCUGAAGAAGAUUGACCCAUAUGGGACAGCUGAGACUAAGGCAGGGGUGGCUCUUCUUUUGAAAUGUAUGUGGGACAGAGCUGAAGCUGAUGAGACUUGACUGCAACCCUCUCAUGGUUGAAUAAGUUGCCAUCUUCUGGCUGAAGGAGAUGUUCUGGGGUGGGGUGGUUGCUGAUGGACUGGUACAUUUUAAGUGGCAGGUUUGCAGCAACCACACUCGCAUUGGUUUAUCUAAGGUUCGCACCAACUUCCGUCGGGGUUGCAGGGACUAAUCAGUGGAGUUUUCCUGCAUCAGCAUCGAGGUUGCUGGGACAAGGUGCUGGAGAGCCGUCAGCACUUGAGGAAUUCUGUCGCCUCAGUCAUUGGCACUGGAGUGAAGCUGGAUCCAAAGGCCAAAGUGGAGACACAGCUGACCUACAGUGUCCAUGAUUAAUCCACCAAUGACAUGCACCCACCCAGACGGCUCCAGUCAAAGAGAAGGUCACAACACAGUGGAAUCUGGCGCAGUCUGAUGUAUGUGCCCCAGCUGGGAGUGCAGGGGUCAAUCAGUUGCCUUAUACAUUCCCAUCUCAGACACAGAGAGCAAGUUCUGCCAAUGUUACACUCAUCCAGUCUCCAGUAAUAUGUCUGUAUGUUUGUGCAAAGAAAAUUCCUUGUAACGCGUAAUAAAUGAACUAGCUAGCAAAAGUGAAACAAGGAAAUGUCUGUUCAGAACGAAAUUGUGUUUCACAAUAUAUAAAAUUCAGUCACAAAGGUAUUUGGACUUUGAGUAUUACACUAUUGCCAGAAAGAUUACUGAAAAAGAAUUGACUUUCAAUUUUGAAACCAGAUAAACUUUUCUAAGAAGGUCUCCAUCUAACACCGUAUAUUAAUUCAGAAUUCAAACUAUUCAUGUUUUAAGUUCAGCUUUGGCAUAUGUCAAAGAAUGUGUUAAAUCAGACUGUGUCUAAUGUCCAACCAGAUGCCACACACUAACUCGAUACCAAAACCCAAUUCUCAGCCUUUGCCCCCAUUUGCCAGGUUGCAAUCACCGUCCCCCAGAAGAAUCAUUCAUUGUGCACUACGCUUUGAGAUGUGUGAAGGCAAUACUCACUCUUGUGUUUUAUUUAGUGGUUUCAUUAUUUGAGCUUCAUCAUUGCUCAAAUUGAUUAGGCUCACUGAAAGCCUUUGGUAAAUUUGGAAUGACGAGGAUUGGUUGGCCAAGCUCAUUUAGAAACCAGAUCAUUAGGAUCUCUGUCCCAUUCCCUUGCUGGGCCAUUUGGCAUUUCCAACAGCUUUGAUACUUUGGCUCCAAUUUCCUGGGGAGGUAAUUCAGCCCACACUGAAUGUGUCAGGUGGGAUUCGGAAAACCUUGUCAAGUUCUCUCUGAAGUGAAUGGUGUCACUAAGGGUUAGUCUCACUAUCUUCGGCAAUCCCUUUGUAAUUUCACUUAAAACCACAUCAGCACUUUGGUGUGUUUCUUAAGAACACACUGAUAAACAUCAUUUAACAAUAGUUUGUCAGAAGGACUGGAAAAGUGUACGGCAUAUCUUUAUUGUUCACAAGACACAGGCAAGGUCAGCAUUUGCUGCUCAUGUCAGAUUUCCCAUCAGACUGAGGGUCUUGCUGGUCCAUUUCAGAGGGUGGAGGUUAACUACCUUGGUGGGUCUGGAGUCACAUAUAGUUCAGACCAGGGAAGGAUACCAGAUUCCCUUACUUGAAGGAUAUUAGAGAACCGGCUGGGGUUUUCACAGCUUCCUUUACUGAUAAUAGUUUUCUUUCCAAUUAUUUAAUAACUUGAAUUUAAGUACCAUAAUUAUCAUGCUGAGAUUUAAGGUCACACCAUUCAUUCCCCCUUCUCCAGUCUCUAUCCCAAACCCAUCCUCCCCCCCUGCAAAUUAAUAGUUCAGAAUUUGAACUACCAUUGCAGUAACAACCACCAGGCUGGUUGGUAUGUCAAGAUCUAGGGAUAUAAGGAAAGAGCUAGUUGUUCAGGACUAAUAUUGGAAAGCACUUCUCCAGACAGACAUCUGGAACCUUCUUAAACAAGUGACAGUAGAGGCCAGGCCAGUCAUUUUAAUCUUAGUUUUAAAUGUGCGAUAAGUUAACAAAAAUCAAUGAAAAGUCCUGCUGAAUGGUCCCGGCCCGAAAUGUCGACUGUUUAUUUCCCUCCUUGGAUGCUGCCUGACCUGCUGAGUUCCUCCAACACUUUUUGUGUCUUGCUCCAGAUUCCAGCUUCUGCAGAAUUUUUUGUGUCUAUGAUGAGUAUUGAUUGAUAGAGGCAACAUCAAAUAUAUAAGGAGCCAUGUUAGUUGUGACCUAUUGACGGCAGCAGUCCAAAGGAGCUAAAUGGCUUCAUCCUGUUCCUUCAGCCCAAUUUUUCUGAAUGGAAGGUCUGAUGUGAUGCCAGUGUAGAGCAGAAUGUUUAGGCCAAACUAGGCAGCUAUCUGCAACCCUUGCUUCCACCCUCUGAGGACAGCCCCAACACAGCAAAUCCUUAUUAACCCAGUACUCUGAAAACAAUCAUUUACACGAAAGAGGAAACCAAAAAACCUGCACCUGCCGGAAACCUGAAAUAAAAACAAAACGCUGGAAACACUCAGCGGGUCAAGCAGCGUCUGCAGAGAGAGAGAGAGAGAGUUAAUGCUCUGGGUCAAAAACCUUUUGUCGGAACUGAAUUGGUGACCUAGAGAGGGAGUUAUUCUGUGUGAGGUCAGAGGGCAGGUUGCAUCGAAGAUGCACAAACAGUCAGUUGUCAAAGUGAUCAAUCCUGAAUUCUUUGGUAAGGUUACACUUCACGGAGCCAUACACCUCUUUUUGUUUUGUUCACUGUUAGAUUUUGCACUUCCCUAACUCUAGUGCAAUGACUUUGCUUUUACAUGUGCAGGUAUGAAGAAAAUGAGAUGUUUAAACAGGGUGGUAAAAUACCACGGGUUUAUUUUAAUUUACUGUUAAUAUAUGUGAAAUUGUUGCUUAUUUAUGGGUAAUUUAUGUUAUGUGAAAUGUUUUCAUUACCUUUGCA